Molecule: messenger RNA, 2921 nt
Organism: Diorhabda sublineata
Lineage: Eukaryota; Metazoa; Arthropoda; Insecta; Coleoptera; Chrysomelidae
Product: coiled-coil domain-containing protein 6
Exons: 6
Coding region: 587-1837 (416 amino acids)
Source: RefSeq, a predicted model, not a curated record
CUAUAGUACAUCAUCUACGUAUAUCUACAAACUAAUCGACGUCUUUAAAACUAGAAUAAUUUUUAAAACUAGAGCUUAUAGAUCGUAAACAACAUAAGUACAAGAAAAGUUAUUUUACGCAAAUUAGAUAGUAUUAGGUUAAUAUUCCGUCUUGUCUGAAGAUUAUGUGUGAAAUAAAAAUAGUUGAUGAUUUUAUGAUAUUUAUUAUCUUAUAGUACUUUAUAGAACUAUGAAGGUGAAUAGUACUAUAAGUAAAAAUUUAAACUUGCCGUGUUGAAAUACUGGCUGUCAUAAGUGUCAAUUUGAUGGCGAAUUUGAAGUCCUUCCAAAUUGGUGUAAUUUUCUCAUAAGAUUGGUGGUGCUCGUUAUUAAUAUUUUUGACGAUAUUUUAAAUAGUUAUUAAACGUUACAUCGGUUUCGCUUCUUAUUUACUCAAAAUUACUGAGUUGUGUUGUUUAAUUAUACAUUCGAAAUUCCUAGACUGUUGUGGUUUUUUUACAUUUUUUUUACAAAUUUUUAGCAUGUUCUAAUUUAGAAUCAUUCGGCAACAAAUACUAUAGUAACGUAUUUAUAUAAGUAAUUUAAAAUGGCAGAUUCCGCCAGUGAAUCAGAUUCUAGUAGCAUUGAUGGUGGUCCCAUAAUGAUGCCACCCAGUCCCAUUACCAGGGAACAACUUCAGAAGCGCAUCGAAAGUCUUCAACAACAAAACCGGGUGCUUAAAGUGGAAUUGGAAACUUACAAAUUACGCGUAAAGGCAUUGCAAGAAGAAAACAGGGAUCUUAAAAAAGCAUCUGUCAUAAUACAAGCAAAAGCUGAACAAGAAGAGGAAUUCAUCUCAAAUACCCUCUUAAAAAAGAUCCAGGUGCUCAAAAAAGAAAAAGAGACACUUGCUCACCAUUAUGAGAGGGAAGAAGAAUGCCUAACAAACGACUUAUCCAGAAAACUCACUCAAUUGCGCCAAGAAAAAUGUCGCUUAGAACAGACUCUAGAACAGGAACAGGAGUGCCUUGUGAAUCGCCUCAUGAGAAAAAUCGAAAAACUGGAGGCUGAAACAUUAGCUAAGCAGAGUAAUUUGGAGCAGUUACGUCGAGAAAAGGUUGAACUAGAAAACACUUUAGAACAAGAACAGGAAGCUUUGGUAAACAAAUUAUGGAAACGCAUGGAUAAAUUGGAAGCUGAGAAACGCAUGCUGCAGAUUAAACUUGAUCAGCCAGUAUCUGAUCCUGCGAGUCCAAGAGAAAUCAAUAACGGCGAUACAGCCACUAAUUUGAGUUCGCACAUUCAAACACUUCGAUCAGAAGUGACUAGGUUACGUUCCACAUUAGCUAUGAGCCAACAAGAACACACUCAAAAGAUGCAGCGUUUCGCUCAAGAAGAGCGAAAUAUAAAAGAAGAAAAUUUGAGGUUACAGAGGAAGCUACAGCUUGAGGUAGAAAGAAGAGAAGCCCUAUGCAGACACUUGUCAGAGAGUGAGAGCUCAUUAGAAAUGGAAGAAGAGAGACAUUAUAACGAGCAAGUUUUGGGCGUUAGACAACAUACUGUAUCCCCAGUGCCAGUAGCUUAUAAUCCUUCUCCCAGUCAAAGCAGGCCAUUGAGUCCAGGUAUGAAUUCAAUGCAAUCACCUAGAGAUUCUCUGGUUGUGGGUCCUCCACGAUGCCAUUCAUGUGGACAGCUGAUAAAUCAUCCAGGUUGCAUUUCGUCAGCUUUGCAUCAUCCAGCAAAUUCUGGUAGUCCUCCGGCUCCUCAUCGAAGACCCAGCGAAAGAUUUAUAAAGCCUGCAAUACCGGCCGCACCUCAGCCAGCUAGUCCAAUGGACACAUCCGUGAAUAAAGACUAGUAAGAUGAAAGUGAUAUUUUAAUGUAAUUGUUCCUGAUAUAUUCAACAAUGAAAGCCCGACGUGAAGAAAUUGGCACGUUCUUAAACAUCUCUCCACUUGCAGAAGGAACAUCCACCAGAUCAGGAGCAGCUGAUUAUUAAUUUUUUUCUUAUAUUACUUUUUGCUUUGUCACGAUUUUUAUAUAAUAUAUAUAUAUCCAUGUACUUAUGCCAUUUUAAAUACAGGGGCUCUCCUAUUUCUGGCCUCGGAUUAAGGAUCUUUUUGUUUGAAUGUUUAUGCAGGAAAUAAGGAAACCAGCGAAAUACCGGGCAUUUGGUUAAAGUUUUAUUGUAUAGGGAUGUUGCGAUUUUAGAAUUUUUUUCCUCUGCAAAUUGGUUUUAAAUCGUUUUUUAAAUCUUUUAGUCGGUUUAUUACUGUGUAUAAAUUACUUUGUUUGCUAUUUUUGUUAUAUGAUUGAAAGAAUUGCCACAUUUUUUUUAGAAUUUUCUCUUUUUAAAAUUUUUUAAUAUUCUUUCUUCGAGCAUAGCAGCAGGUUUAAUGUUAUUAACCAUUGAUCGUGUUUCUGCUUUAUCAUGUUAUCUUGUUGCUUAAUUUUUGUUUGCCUGUUUUUUCCGUUAAUCUUUCUAGUGUUGUGUUUUCACAUUUUCUUAUGAAUUAUUUUUUUUUGUAAUACAUAUAAAUAAUAAUGAUGAAAAAAUUAUAAAUGUAGAUCUGGUUGAAGCCAUAGAGAUUUUCAGUACCAGAAUAGGGAAUUUGUAUAGUCAUCGAUUUUUUAAAAAGUCUUAAAUUUAUCUCCCAUUUAUCUGGUAUUCCGCUAGUUUGGCCUAAAUGUGACGCAAUAAAAAAUAUUUUUAGUAAAUCUGCCUCGUUGCCGAAAUUUUCUUGGCACAGCCAAUUUUUUUCUUCACAUUUCAUGUGAUAUUUAAACGUUAAACAAUGAAAAAUUUAGUUUAGAAGUAUUUUCUAUGAUAUUUUAAGUGAAGGUCAUUUUUCGAAAUGUAUUGAAAAUAGAGUAACUUUUCAAUGUGUAUGCUACAUUAUUUUAUUAAUAAACUGCAUUACUCGACACUUGAAUGAUGGAUA